This is a messenger RNA of Nerophis ophidion (straightnose pipefish), 3832 nucleotides long. RefSeq names its product galactosidase, alpha (gene gla). The transcript is spliced from 6 exons. Gene Ontology annotation, molecular function: alpha-galactosidase activity. Gene Ontology annotation, cellular component: cytoplasm. The record is from RefSeq and is a predicted model, not a curated record. Gene Ontology annotation, biological process: glycoside catabolic process; glycosylceramide catabolic process; oligosaccharide metabolic process. Lineage: Eukaryota; Metazoa; Chordata; Actinopteri; Syngnathiformes; Syngnathidae. Bases 62 to 1357 code for a protein of 431 amino acids.
CGGAGGAGGCGGGAACAUAUUCCUAAACCCGGAAGUACACCUUCGACAAACGCAAUAAAAGAUGGUUAUCAUUUUAUGGCGUAAACUGCUUUGUGGACAUAUGUUGUGUAUUUUGGUUAUCGCGGGUUUGUGGAGCCACGGCGCAGCGUUAGAAAACGGUUUGGCGAGGACGCCGACGAUGGGCUGGCUACACUGGGAAAGGUUCAUGUGCAACAUCGACUGUGAAAAAGAACCGGAUGACUGCAUUAGUGAACGACUUUUCAUGCGGAUGGCGGAUGUGAUGGUGGAAGAGGGUUGGAGAGAGGCCGGAUAUCAGUACGUUUGCAUCGACGACUGCUGGAUGCAUCCCAGCCGGGACGCACAGGGCCGCCUGCAAGCAGAUCCCGCCCGAUUCCCUGGUGGCAUCAAGAAACUGGCCGACUACGUGCACUCCAGGGGUCUGAAGUUGGGCAUUUAUGCAGAUGUUGGCAAAAGUACCUGUGAAGGAUACCCAGGCAGUCUGGGUCACUAUGACACCGACGCUCAGACUUUUGCAGAAUGGGAAGUGGACCUGCUGAAAUUUGACGCCUGCUACAUGGACUGGACUUUGCUUGGACAAGGCUAUGUGAAUAUGUCCAGAGCCCUGAACAGAACCGGACGACCCAUUCUCUACUCUUGCGAGUGGCCUGUACAUGAAAGGCAAUUCCAAAAGCCCAACUACACUGCCAUUAGAGAGACGUGUAACCAGUGGCGCAACCAUCCAGAUGUUUAUGACUCAUGGAGCAGCAUCAAGGCCAUCUUGGACUGGACGGCUACUAAUCAGGCUGAGCUCGUCCCCUCAGCCGGUCCUGGGGGCUGGAAUGACCCAGAUAUGCUGGUGAUAGGGAACUUUGGCCUGAGCCUGGACCAGCAGGAGUCUCAGAUGGCACUCUGGGCCGUCAUGGCGGCGCCGCUCCUCAUGUCCAACGACCUGCGAGCCAUCUGUCCGCGCUCCAAGCGGCUGUUGCAGAACCGCCACAUCAUCGACAUCAGCCAGGACGCACUGGGCAAACAGGGGUACCGCGCAGACAAGGCGGAGGGAAUUGAAGUGUGGGAGAGGCCUCUGUCCAAUGGCAGGUUGGCCAUGGCUGUACUUAACAGAAAGGAGAUCGGAGGUCCACGAACAUUCUCUUUGCAAGCAGCCGCCGCCUGGAAGAUGUGCAGGCCGCAGUGUGAGGUCACCCAGAUCCUGCCUUGGUAUGAGGAGAUGGGCUUUAAGACUGAACACAAAGUCAGUGUUAAUCCUUCAGGGACUGCUCUCCUGAUUAUCACACCCAGCAGCCAUGCAAAGUUUAGAAUUGAUGAGAUGCAUUUGUUGGAAAACGUGGACGUUCUUUAGCCAGGCAUGUUAUUAACUUAAUGCAUGGUCUAGAGCAGGGGUCUCAAACAUGCGGCCCACACCUUGAUGUGAAAAUUUUAUGUUGGUGCGGCCCGCGAGUUUUAAAUGAAUGGCGCUUUAUAGCGUCAUAUUAGUAUACCCGAGAUUUUUCUGGGAGACUUCCAAUUUUCAGUGCCCCUCCAGGGGUAGUCAUUCUCCCGAAUUUCACCCAAACAACAAUAUUAGGGGGGCACUGCCUUAAGCGUCCCCUACAAUCUGUACAAUCAGCGUGACAGCCCAGCCACAUUUUGUAUUUGGCUUCUGUAGACGCAGUAAGAGACUGCAAGGCAUACUUGGUCAACAGCCAUACAGGAAACACUGAGGGUGGCCAUAUAAACAAUUUUAACACUGUUACAAAUUAACGCCACACUGUGAACCCACACAAAACAAGAAUGAAAAACACAUUUUGGGAGAACAUCCGCACCAUCUACAUGUGCUUUGUGGACUUGGAGAAGGCAUUCGACCGUGUCCCUCGGGAAGUCCUGUGGGGAGUGCUCAGAGAGUAUGGGGUAUCGGACUGUCUUAUUGUGGCGGUCCGUUCCCUGUAUGAUCAGUGUCAGAGCUUGGUCCGCAUUGCCGGCAGUAAGUCGAACACAUUUCCAGUGAGGGUUGGACUCCGCCAAGGCUGUCCUUUGUCACCGAUUCUGUUCAUAACUUUUAUGGACAGAAUUUCUAGGCGCAGUCAAGGCGUUGAGGGGUUCCGGUUUGGUAACCGCAGGAUUAGGUCUCUGCUUUUUGCAGAUGAUGUGGUCCUGAUGGCUUCAUCUGACCGGGAUCUUCAGCUCUCGCUGGAUCGGUUCGCAGCCGAGUGUGAAGCGACCGGAAUGAGAAUCAGCACCUCCAAGUCCGAGUCCAUGGUUCUCGCCCGGAAAAGGGUGGAGUGCCAUCUCCGGGUUGGGGAGGAGACCCUGCCCCAAGUGGAGGAGUUCAAGUACCUAGGAGUCUUGUUCACGAGUGGAGGAAGAGUGGAUCGUGAGAUCGACAGGCGGAUCGGUGCGGCGUCUUCAGUAAUGCGGACGUUGUACCGGUCCGAUGUGGUGAAGGAGCUGAGCCGGAAGGCAAAGCUCUCAAUUUACCGGUCGAUCUACGUUCCCAUCCUCACCUAUGGUCAUGAGCUUUGGGUCAUGACCGAAAGGAUAAGAUCACGGGUACAAGCGGCCGAAAUGAGUUUCCUCCGCCGGGUGGCGGGGCUCUCCCUUAGAGAUAGGGUGAGAAGCUCUGCCAUCGGGGAGGAACUCAAAGUAAAGCCGCUGCUCCUUCACAUCGAGAGGAGCCAGAUGAGGUGGUUCGGGCAUCUGGUCAGGAUGCCACCCGAACGCCUCCCUAGGGAGGUGUUUAGGGCACGUCCAACCGGUAGGAGGCCACGGGAAAGACCCAGGACACGUUGGGAAGACUAUGUCUCCCGGCUGGCCUGGGAACGGCUCGGGAUCCCCCGGGAAGAGCUAGACGAAGUGGCUGGGGAGAGGGAAGUCUGGGUUUCCCUGCUUAGGCUGUUGCCCCCGCGACCCGACCUCGGAUAAGCGGAAGAUGAUGGAUGGAUGGAUGGAUGGAUCCGCACCAUAACACAACAGAACAAAUACCCAGAAUCCCAUGCAACCCUAACUCUUCUGGGCUACAAUAUACACCCCCGCCCUCCCCAACCCACAGACUCACUUCCGUGAGUCUGCAGAAGCCACAUACAAUAUGUGACAGGGCCGGCAAGCUCAUUGAACGGUGGAAAAGCGGACGAGACGGCAGGGUGUAGAGGGCGCUAAAGGCAGUGCUAUUACGGCACGCCCUUAAUGUUGUUGUCCGGGUGAAAACCGGGAGGAUUGCCCCGGGAGAUUGUCGGGAAGGGCACUGAUAUUCGGGUGUUUCCCGGAAAGAUCGCGAGAGUUGGCAAGUAUGUUGCUAGGGCGGGAAAGCCAUUCAAAGGUUAAUUCAUUAAAAAGUGCACGUUACAUUUUUUUAAGAAAUUUUUCUUGCAGCCCAGCCUCACCCAGUUUCUGCAUCCAGUUGCUCCCAGGUAUAUUGAGUUUGAGACCCCUGGUCUAGAGCAAAGAGUACAAGAUCAAGGGUCAAAUGCAGGGAAUAAUUUCACCACACCUAGUGUGUGGAAAUCAUCAGCACUGAAACUUUAACCAUUUAUUCUAUUGGUUAACUUCCUUUAUCUAAUUAGCCAUUUGUGAUUUAUAGCAUGGUGUUUGUUUCAAAUUGAUUCAACUAUUCAAUGUAAAACUAUAAACAGUAGAAACAUCAGCUAAUCUCUUGUUGUAAAACACCAAUGAAAAUUAAAUGUAGCAUUUAGACAGGCUAUACUGUAGCUAAAGUCAUCACAUUGUCUGCCCAAAUCAUGUGAGUUCUUAAAUGUGUAUUCCAUUUCUUAGAUGUCGAGAGCAGUUUUGAUUUCGGUUUAGAUGGUAAACAACUCAAAUAAAUGUUUUAUGCGGACACUUA